CAGCACCACCUCACUCUCGCACACCAUGUCUUGUAGCCACGCAGUGUUUAUCCCGUCGUCCGCCGACUCGGUCUGGGCCACCAUUCGGUCGUUCCACGACCUCUCGUGGGCGCCCAACGUGGUGACGUCAUGCGAGGGCGACGGCGAGCCGACAACGGUCGGGGCCACUCGGGUCAUCAACGGUGUCUUUGCCGAGACGCUCACUGUCUUUGAUGACGAGGGCAAGACCUUCUCGUACCGCAUCGACGACGGCCCGGGCACGCCUGUUGCCUCUGAUCUCCAGACCGGCGAGUACAUCGGAACCGUCCGGGUCAUCGAGAUCAACGCCGGGCCUGAGGCCGCAGACGGUGCCUGCGUCGUCGAGUGGACCUCAUCGUACUCGACUGUUGACAACGCCGCCGUCAAGACCGUCUGUGAUGGCAUUUACCACGCUCUCCUCAACGAGAUGCGUAACUCGUGCGCGUCGGCCUAAUCACACACACACACACCCUGGGCGCGAGAGCAGCCUGAUCCGUUUUUCAUCACUGUGACCACAGGCCAACCACCCACAGGCCAGACAACGUGGAAUAAACCCAUUGGAUCGUGA
Messenger RNA from Thecamonas trahens ATCC 50062, 586 nucleotides. RefSeq lists its product as uncharacterized. Lineage: Eukaryota; Apusomonadida; Apusomonadidae. The transcript has a single exon. The coding region runs from base 26 to 472 and encodes 148 amino acids. The record is from RefSeq and is a predicted model, not a curated record.